This is a messenger RNA of Racocetra persica, 1358 nucleotides long. The record is from the annotation of a GenBank genome assembly. NCBI's taxonomy places the organism in Eukaryota, Fungi, Glomeromycota, Glomeromycetes, Diversisporales, Gigasporaceae.
UAGAAACGCAAAUAAAAUUGUGCCUACAACUUGUAACUGAUAAAGGAGAAAAGGUUCCAUUAUGGUCACAUCUAAGAUUGCCUGAAUACAUGGUUGCCAAAGAAAAACUUAAGACAAAAAAUGCGAGGAAUCCGCAGGAUAGCGCCAUGAACAUUUCAGAAAAGGGUGUUUUAAAUUUAGAAGCUACGGUUGUAUGUGCGAGUGAAAUGCCAAAAAAAGUACUCACAUGCCUUGGUUGUGUUCAACGUGAGCAACGCAAAAUUCUUUUGUUCAAUUGCAGUGAGAUUGUAGAUUUUAGUAGUGGCGAUACCAUCUUACCGACAAGGAUCACUUGUUAUUGUCGCCAUCAUAAUGAAAAAGUUGGAUUUUGUAUAUAUUUUGUAAUGAAAGAUUAUGCUAAUGCGAUUAUCGCGACAGGAAUGUCACCUCCUAUUAUGAUAACAGACGAUCACAAGUCAUCUAAAACUAAAGUAGGCGCUGGACGAAAACGUCCAAAAGCAGAAUAUGAUCGUCGUACAAAUGCAGUGUCUAGUAAUGCUACAAAGAACAAAAUUAAUAGCGAAGUAUCAAGUGUAGCUUCAUUCUCGCCUACUCCAAGUGGUGAAUCACAUGCAACAUCGUCUGUAAUGUCACCGAACUCUAAAUCAUCUGAGGUACCAUCAUCUCCUUCAACCCUCGCCCGGAAUUCAGACUCUAUUUCACCAAUAAAACAAGAAAAAACUAGCACAAACAGACAGCAAUUACAAAUUCAGUCAUCACUGACAUUUCAAUCUCAAUCAUCACCUACUUCACCUUUAUCACCUGUGUCACCUGUUACCCCCAUUACAACUAGUGUACCAAACACGCCUAAUGUACUUAAUGCCCCUCGUACUUCAUUUCCAAACACUGAUCAAGUUGCAACUAUAGCUACAUCUAAUCCUCAAGCUGCAUAUCCUAUUUUAGCUAAUAAUAAUUCAUCAAAUGUUGUUUUAUCUAUGGCUCCUGCGCAGAUAAACUGUGUUAAUGUAAAUUCGUUAUACCAACAACAACGAUUGCAUCCAAACAUUGGCGGUAUCGGUCAUUUUAAUGUUGUAAAUCCACAUCACAAUGGGGGAGGUCCCAUGCGAAUACACAAUUCACACAACCACAGUACGAUUUUGAGGAGGCCUUUCUAUAAUGCUGCUGGAAAUACAAUAUAUUCAAAUAGUACAUUUAAUGGGUUCUCAUUACCAAGGAUAAGCAGGUUGAUUCCUUCUGAGGGUCCUACAUACGGUGGUGUUGAAGUGACCGUGUUAGGAAGCAAUUUUUAUGAUGGGCUUACAUGUGUAUUUGGUGAAACACCUGCAAUUCCAACCCAAUAUUGGUCACCAAACACACUU